Anguilla anguilla (European eel) is the source of this 1528-nucleotide messenger RNA. RefSeq names its product dual specificity phosphatase 12 (gene dusp12). NCBI's taxonomy places the organism in Eukaryota, Metazoa, Chordata, Actinopteri, Anguilliformes, Anguillidae. Gene Ontology annotation, cellular component: nucleus. Gene Ontology annotation, biological process: protein dephosphorylation. The transcript has 6 exons. Bases 397 to 1320 code for a protein of 307 amino acids. Gene Ontology annotation, molecular function: protein tyrosine/serine/threonine phosphatase activity. The record is from RefSeq and is a predicted model, not a curated record.
AAAGCGGGCUUGUGGGGACAUCGGAUUCAUAUUAUGACAGGAACCAGAAGAACCACGCGAGGGUGUUGUGUACCUAUGCAUGAAGUAUGUUUGUUGAACCUUGUUGCUUCUUCAGUUUGUUGCAUUUAUCCCGUUAGUUUGCUAACUAACGCCCGCUAGUUCAGUGAAAGACUAAUGAAACAAUUGAUAUUUGCACGAGGGAGAAAAACCCUGCGAGACGCAGCACUUGAAACACCCUACUUUUUAUGAUCUUGUAGCUACUCCGUUAUCGGACAUCUGACCGUAGUAACAUAGAGGGAAACAUUUUGUUGUCAAAUCAAAAGUUUCUUUAUUUGUGGCUGGAGUGCCUAUUUUUUCCGCCUUUUAAAAAUAUUCAUUGGUAUCUUUGUGGAAAACAUGAUUGCUGUACAAACAGGACUGUACAUUGGAGCUGCCUCUGACCUGGCAGACUGUUGUGAAUUAGCCAGAGCAGGCAUCACACACAUACUUACGGUCGACUCCGAAGAACCGAAAUUGCAAGGAUCAUUUCAGACGAAGUUUAUCUAUUCCCUGGAUGACAUGUGCGCGGAUCUGCUGAGCUCUUUGGACAGUUGUGUGCAAUUCAUCUCUGAAGCUUUGGAAGCACCUUCAUCUGCGGUCCUUGUGCAUUGUCAUGCAGGACGAAGUCGGAGUGCUGCGGUGGUUACUGCGUUUUUGAUGAGAUCAAACAAACUGACCCUGACUGAUGCCUAUUCUAAGCUCCAGCAAAUAAAAUCGGAUGUAAAGAUCAAUGACGAGUUUUUGAACCAGUUGGCACUUUAUGAAUCAAUGGACUGUGAAGUGGACAUGACCAGUCCUGUGUACAAGCAAUACCGGCUCCAGAAAAUCACAGAUAAGUACCCAGAGCUACAGAGUGUGCCAAAAGAAGUGUUCGCUGCUGAUCCAAUGAUAGCGUUAUCCCACGGCAGCGAGGUUGUCCACAGAUGCAGGAAGUGUAGACGGACAUUAUUUCGUGGCUCCAGUAUUCUUAGUCACGAUGUGGGCAGUGGACCAGCUGCCUUUGCCCACAAGAAAACGGUUGACGCGGCAGCCCGCACACCCGGCCUUGCGAUUCAAACGCAGUGCACGUCGUACUUCAUUGAGCCCGUGCAGUGGAUGGAGCCCGCACUCCUGGGUGUGCUAGAUGGACAGCUUCUGUGCCCAAAGUGCAGCUCAAAGCUGGGCUCAUUCAACUGGUAUGGAGAGCAGUGUUCAUGCGGUCGAUGGAUUACGCCUGCUUUUCAGAUUCACAAGAACCGAGUGGAUGAAAUCAAACACAUGAAUGUACCAUCGCUUAAAUAACAGUACAGAUGACUGAAGCAGAGAUUCCCUAGUUCCAUUAUCAAGUUGCAUUUCUGUCAUCAUCUCAGCAAGGAGUUCUCUUCUGACAAUGUGUGAACUGGGACAAAGACUGCAUUGAAAUGGCUCGGGCAUGGUCUAUGUAAUUAUAUUAGUUUUCUUUGUAAUUAAGCAAAUUUUCUCACAAAUAAAUAUGUACAUAGAAACAAUG